Messenger RNA from Condylura cristata (star-nosed mole), 2294 nucleotides. RefSeq names its product tensin 4 (gene TNS4). NCBI's taxonomy places the organism in Eukaryota, Metazoa, Chordata, Mammalia, Eulipotyphla, Talpidae. The record is from RefSeq and is a predicted model, not a curated record. The transcript is spliced from 12 exons. Gene Ontology annotation, molecular function: protein binding. The coding region runs from base 1 to 2145 and encodes 714 amino acids.
AUGUCGCAGGUUAUGUCCAGCCCCCUGCUGACCAGAGGCCAUGCGGUCAACCUGGCCCCUUGUGAGGACUCCAGGAGGGCCCUGCACCCAGCACCCAGCCCUAGCCUGGCGCCCCAGUGUCCUUACUACACUACGGAAGGCUGGGGAGCCCAGGCCCUGAUGGCCCCCACACCCUGCAAAGGCCCCACUCUCCAGCAGGCCCCACAGCUUGCAGCCAAGGCCAGCUGCCCCCCGCAGUGCCCUGGCGAGCAGGCUUCAGGGGCCCUGGAUGAGCUCGACUCCUACAUUGGCUUCUCACUGGAAAGCCUCAAUCAAAUGAUCCUAGAACUGGACCCCACCUUCCAGCUGCUUCCCACAGGGACUGGUACCCCCUAUGCUGAGCCCACCCCAAGCACUACCUCGAGGGCAAAGAAGGAGGAACCUGAAGCCUUGGAUAUAAAGUACAUUGAGGUGACCUCCACCAGAUCAAGGUGCCACGACGGCCCCCAGCGCUGCUCCAGCCCGUCCGUCACCCCACCCUUCGGUUCCCCACGCAAUGGCGGCCUCCUCCUCUCCAGAGACACCCCCAGAGAGACUAGAAGCAGCAGCGAAAGCCUCAUCUUUUCAGGGAACCAGGGCAGCCGGCACCAGCGCCUGCCUCCCCAGUCUGGAGCUCUGUCCGCUCACGCCCCAUCCUCUCCCAGCACCUCCAUCCCUUGCAUGAGGAGUAAGACCUCCAGCCCCCGUGGCUUGGGCUCCCCACUGGUGGCUUCUCCAAGCCUGGAGAAGAGGCCGGGGGCCCCACAGCGGGCCAGCAGGGUCUCCGUGCUGUCGGCCAGCCCAGCGUCGGACGUCAGCGACAUGUUUGGAAGCAGCCAGUGCCUCCUCCACUCCAGCUUCUCCAGCCGUCAGUCAUCUUCUAGGUCCUUGGAAAGCCCAGCCAGCUCUUGUUCCAGCCUCCACAGCCUGGGCCCUGGGGCCCCGAGUCUGAGAACCAGCGACCUCCAGGCUCCUAGCAACCCCACCCCCAGCAUGGGCCAGCCCAGAGCAGCCCACUUCUCAUCAAUGGCCAAGGAACACGCCAGCAGCUGCCCCCCCUCCAUCACCAACUCCAUGGUGGACAUUCCAAUCGUGUUGAUCAAUGGCUGCCCAGAACCGGGGUCUCCCCCACCCCAGAGGACCCCAGGACACCAGGACUUUGUCCGACCUGGAGGAGCUUCUUCCAGCAACUCCAGUCCGGCCACCAGGAGUCACAGCCAGAAACUGCCAGAUGCCUCUCUCAUCACGUCCCCAGAUGGUCCCACCAGAGACAUGCAGCCCACCAUGAAGUUCGUCAUGGACACAUCUAAAUUCUGGUUCAAGCCAAGCAUCACCCGAGAGCAAGCGAUCGAGUUGCUGAGAAAAGAGGAGCCAGGGGCUUUCAUCAUGAGGGACAGUUCUUCAUACCGAGGCUCCUUCGGCCUUGCCCUGAAGGUGCCGGAGAACCCCACACCUGCCCAGAGCCAGAACCGAUCAGGGGAGGACAGCAGUGACCUUAUCCGCCACUUCCUCAUCGAGUCUUCCGCCAAAGGGGUGCAUCUCAAAGGAGCAGACGAGGAACCCUACUUUGGGAGCCUCUCGGCCUUUGUGUGCCAGCAUUCCAUCAUGGCCCUGGCCCUGCCUUGCAAGCUCACCAUCCCACAGAAAGAGUUGGGAGGUGGAGUCGGGGCCUCAGACCCCUCUGUGGACGGCCAGUCUGCCUGCCUGAAGAGAUCUGCAGGCUGCCACGUCCUAUACUUGAGCUCUGUGGGCGUGGAGACCCUGACGGGGGCACUAGCCGUGCGCAAGGCCAUCUCGACCAUCCUGGAGAGGGACGUCCUCCCCACGCCCACGGUGGUCCACUUUAAAGUCACGGAGCAGGGCAUCACGCUGACGGACGUCCAGAGGAAGGUGUUCUUCCGGCGCCAUCACCCUCUCGCCACCCUCCGCUUCUGUGGCAUGGACCCCGAGCAGCGGAAGUGGCAGAAGUACUGCAAGCCGUCCUGGAUCUUCGGGUUUGUGGCCAAGAGCCAGACUGAUUCGCAGGAGAACGUGUGCCACCUCUUUGCUGAGUACGACACGGUCCAGCCGGCCGCUCAGGUCAUCAGCCUGGUGAGCACCCUGCUGCAGGACACAGACAGGCUGUAGCAGGAGGGAGCCUCCUUGUGCGCCCCAGACAUCCCUCGGGAAGGGAGAAGCCCUGAGCAGGGCCCAGCUUGGGCUGGAGGAGAACAGUACCCGGCACUCUGGAGCUGCGGUGACCUUCAGUGGUGACCUUCAGCCAGACCCUCCUGGGC